AUGGCGACUUCCACAACUCCGCCCGAGUGGCCUUUUUCCUACCUUGCAGUGGUUGUGCUCGUGCUGGUUACAUACUGGAUCCUGGCUACAUUCCGUCGAGUCAAGAGCAGAUUUGACUUUAUGAAGAACGGCAUGUCAACGCUCAAAAAGGAGGUAGAAAGACAUCCAAGCCAGCCCUUUCGAAUGCCUACGGACCUAGGCGAAGUGACGGUUCUUCCCCCUGACUAUGCCGCGUAUCUACGUAACCUGACAGAUCUAGACUUCCGAGAAGCCAUCACAAAGGAAUUCCAUCGUCAUCUGCCAGGCUUUGCUGCCUUUGGAAUUGUGAAGCAUCCAGCACACAUUCUCCAAUCUGUGGCACGGAAGCAGUUGACACAAUACACGAACACAAUUAUCGAACCCCUAUCCUCAGAGGCCUCUUUCACAACCGAAUUUAUUUUCGGCAGUCGCCCUGGAUGGAGAGAGAUACCAGCUAAGGACGCGUUAUUGGAGCUCGUUGCUCGCCUAUCUUCGCGAGUGUUCCUUGGGUCCGACAUUUGCCGCAACGAGAAAUGGCUUAGGAUUACCAGAGAGUUCACAACGACCAGCUUUGCCGCUGCAGCCAAGCUUAACAUGCUGCCAUGGGUUCUAAGACCGCUAGCCAACUUACUCGAUCCAUCUUGUCAACAGGUACGGGCCUUCAUCGCAGAGGCGGAGGGGAUACUACUUCCCGUUAUCGAAAGCCGUCGCAAGGUCAAAGAGGCGGCCAAAUUAGCUGGCAAGCCAGUACCUGUAUUCAACGAUACCAUCGAGUGGGCUGAGGCCGAGUCGCAGGGAACGCAGUACGAUCCGGUCGCGUUUCAGUUGAUGAUUUCGUUCGUCGCGAUACACACGACGUACGACCUGCUGGGUCGAGUUCUGUUGCUUUUGGCGGAGCAUCAGGAGAUUAUCAAGCCUCUGCGCCAGGAGAUGGUCGAGGUCUUGCAAGCUGAAGGCUGGUCCAAGACAGCACUAAACCACAUGAAGCUAUUGGACAGCACCAUCAAAGAAUCUCAGAGAAUCUCGCCAACCUCUUUGUUAACACUACGUCGAGUCGCGGUCAAAGACGUCACACUCCCCGACGGCACCAGAAUUCGAAGAGGCGAUCGCCUUUGUACCCACUGCUGCAAUAUGAUGGAACCCCAGGUCUACCCUGAUCCCGACAGGUUCGAUAUAUCUCGCUUCAAGCGACUUCGAGAACAGUCCGGGGGCGAGAGCAAAGCCCAGCUCAUCACCCUAACUCCGGAGCAUCUCGGCUUCGGCUACGGAGUGUAUUCUUGUCCGGGGCGCUUCUUCGCCGGACACGAAAUCAAGAUAGCCUUAUGCCACUUGCUUCUGAAGUACGAUUGGAAAUUGGGGAAUGAACGCGGGUUCAAGCCAACCAUCAUUGGCGUCAACUCGUUUAUUGAUCCUAGCAUGUUGAUCGUGUUCAAGCGACGCAAGGAGGAGAUUGACUUGGACGCCUUGCGCUUUGAUGAAGGUGUUUCGUUCGAUAAUGAUUGA
Molecule: messenger RNA, 1521 nt
Organism: Colletotrichum siamense
Lineage: Eukaryota; Fungi; Ascomycota; Sordariomycetes; Glomerellales; Glomerellaceae
Gene: P450-1-1
Product: Cytochrome P450 monooygenase 1
Exons: 5
Coding region: 1-1521 (506 amino acids)
Molecular function (GO): heme binding; oxidoreductase activity, acting on paired donors, with incorporation or reduction of molecular oxygen; iron ion binding
Source: RefSeq, a predicted model, not a curated record